GAUUAUCAUGUGAUAUGUGCGACUUAUAAACGAAACGAAGCAAGGUUUUAUCGUUAUCUGCCCAUUGUCGAAAUGUCGCAACAAAUUGAGGCGCGGCAACGCUCGUACGUGCAUUAUUAUUGUCACUGUCCUGACGUGUCCAAGUCUACUACUACGGAAGAGGAAGAAGAGGAAGAAAUUGUAGAGUCUAUUCCUGACUUAGACAUUAAUUCUCCUCGCAUUCAUUUUUCCACUUUUCCUAUAUCAAAACUAUACUUUUGUGAUGAUUGCUAUCAAAUACGUUGCCCGAGAUGUGUACAAGAGGAAAUACUGGGGCUUAAAGAUAAUGAGAAAUGCGCGCGAAAUUGUUUUCAGUGUCCUAUAUGUCAAAAUACACUUUCGGUUGUAGCUUCUACUGAACCCCCACCUCCGCAAACCUCUCACCCUUCUAACCCCUCCUCUGCAGUGGCAAGUGGUGCUCCUUAUUAUCUUUCAUGUGGUGUUUGUCGUUGGGACUCUCAAGAAAUAGGGAUGACAUUUGAAAAGGCAACUGGAUUAGCAUUACAACUUCAAAAAACUGAGGACGAAAGACCUGAUGUGAAAGAAUUUGAUCAUCUUAAAGAUCAUUUUGAGAAGCAUUUACGUCUCAGUGCUCCAUCUACUACACUUCCAACUUCAUUAUUGUCGAUUCCAGGCAUAAGCAGUUUCAGCAAUCGAUAUGGUGGUAGUGGAUUAGCUCAUCCACAACAAAAGUCUGAUGAUGUUGCAAAAUAUGAUGCCAUUGUAAAAGUUGAGAGUGAUGAUAGUUUGGUUCAUGAUUUAGUUCAAUUGAAAGAUGUCAAUCAGAUUACCACAUUGACACAGAGAAUGAAUCAACUUAGUGACCAACCAUACAAAGUGGAGCGUCUUCAACCUCAACGUAUACAUCUUCGAACAAAACGCGUAAAACGAUGUCGCUCGUGUCGUCAUAUUCUUAUCAAACCUGAACAAAAAGCUCAAGCCACCAGAUUUAAAAUUAAACUUGUUGCCCUAAAUAGUAUUCCAAAAAUUACUAUAACAAGUUUGCCAAAACUUAUUCUCAACCAACAAACACAAAUCGUACUAAAGUUUUCUAACCCUUUAUAUGAAGAAAUCAUAGUUGAUUUGGCUUUAAAAGAUGAAACCACUGAAUAUGCCCAGAUUAAAUUACUUGCCCCACAUUUCAACAUAACUCCUUACAAUGAAGUUUGGGAAUAUGAACAAGACUUCAACAUUACUUCAAAAGGUCGUCCACUUUCAAUUACAAGUGCACCAAAAGUUGAUGUUGGUAUUUACGAAAGGCGUGGUAAUUAUACUAGUGUUGUAGUUGAUAUAACGCCAUUGGCUGAAGUCGACGAACUUAAGGUAACUUAUGUAAGCAAAAUUAACGAUAGUAAUGAUAAUGAAAGUUCUGUGACUACUGGAGAUGCAACAGCUGGUGACUCAUCAACUACUACUGAGACAACGCCAUCUGAUAAACAGAAUACUACUGAUAAGGAUGAUUCUACUUCAUCUACAUCAGCUACAAAAAGUUUGUCUUUUUGGACCGUUAUUGGAUUGGGACCUGUGCGCUAG
Molecule: messenger RNA, 1572 nt
Organism: Racocetra persica
Lineage: Eukaryota; Fungi; Glomeromycota; Glomeromycetes; Diversisporales; Gigasporaceae
Source: the annotation of a GenBank genome assembly